GUCCUAAAAAUUCUUUUCGUUAUUUGUACAUACGGUUUUGGUGAUCAAAAUUUGAGGAGUACAGUCUAUUUUUUAUUAAUAUUAGAAUUGGGACAAGACAUUCAGUUUUUUUUUAAUUUUUCACUAUUGUGUAUUCUAAGUUAAGUGUCCAGAGCUUUUUGGCAAAAUUUACCAAUUAAUAAUAUUGGAACAAGUUGCAAGUUGAAUAAGCUAUAUUUUUGCAAUUAUAUAUUAAAUAAAAUAAUUAGAUGAUUUAAAAUGAUUUAAUAAUUUUCAAUAGAAAAACUGUUUUUUUUAAUAUCAUUAAAAGUUAUUUCAAGUAUUUUGCAAAUAAAUCAAGAUUAUUUUAUAAAAAUUGAAUAGUAGAAAUUCCAGGAAGAUGGAAUGACAUUAGGAUAAUCUGUCUAUAAAGUGUAUAAAAUUUUAAAACUAAAAUAUAUGAUAAAAUAUCAUUGAAAUAUUAUAAGUAUAAUCAAUUAUUCUUGUGAAAAAAUGAAAUCAUGAUAAUUUAAAAAAAAUAAAAAAUUUUUUGGAAAAACUUAGUAAAAAGAAAAAAUAAAUUAGAAAGCAUAAUGAAUUAAUGAAUGAUGAUACUAUUAUAAAUGAUAAAAAAAAUUAGCUAUUGAAAAUAAUAUGUUAUUGCUAGUUUAUUUUACACAAAUUAUAUUGUAAACUUUAAUUUAUUUUUAAUAAAUUUUUAAAACAAUGAAGCGAGCACGUAUAAAGGCUAUAGUUACAGUUCCAACUCGAAGAAAAGCAACACAAGAUAUAUCUGAUACUGAAAUUAUUAACACAUUUGAGAACAGUGACAAAAAUAAAAAUAUAUCUGAUGAUUCAUUACAACAAAGUUCAGAAAAUAUUUUACAUGAAACACAAGAACAAGAAAAUUUAGAAAAUACAAAAAAGAUAAUACAAAUACAAGAGAUAGAAGAACAAGUGCCAAAUGAACAAUUACCUACUGAACAAUGUAACGAAUAUAAGAAUGAUUCUAUGCAAAAUUCUAAAGAAGAAAUUGUAAAUAUACAGUCAUCAGAAAUUUUAAAUAUAACACAAAUCACUUCUCCUAUAAAAUCAACACAAAAUCGGUCUGGUUUUAUGAAACCAACACCAAAAUUUGAUAAUAAUAGCAGAGUAAGAAGAAACAGUAUUCAAGGAAGUGGAGCGAGUACAAGUGAAUCUGAAGAUGAUAGUAGAAGAUUACCUUGCAGUAUUACCAAUCAUACAAAAAAUGACUUAGUACAAUUAUCAUAUAAUACGAAAGAUGCUGUUACUAAUAAUAUUAAAAACAAUUUAAUAACAACUAAAUUGGGACAAAAGAGACGUAUUUUAGUCUCAGAAUCUACAAGAAAACUAGCAGAGGCUAGAAGAGAAUUUCAUUUAAAACAUGAAAAUAAAACUCCAGAUAGAAGUAAACUUACAAUGUAUGAUUUAAUAUAUUACAAUCCUGUUACUAAUCCUAUGAAGAAAUCUAGUGAAUCUACAACAAGAAAAAUGUUGGAAUAUCAGUCUGAAGAAUUUCAGGAAGAAGAAAAUGAAGAUGAUCCAUCAUCUGCAAUGCCAGUGCCUCAAGUAAAAGUUGGACCAAAUGGUCAACUAAUAAUAGAUGAACAAAGUCUUGUUAUAGAACAAACUAAUGCAAAAAAAGGUAGGAAAGUAUUAGCAAAAGAAGCUAUUAUUGAUGAUGAUAAUAGUGGAAGUGGAUUUUAUAAAAAGCGACAGAAAAGCAAAGAAUGGUCCGAACGGGAAACUUUAAAAUUCUAUAAAGCAUUAAAUACAAUUGGUACAGAUUUUUUGUUGAUGCAAAGUCUUUUUCCUCAUAGAACAAGGCAAGAAAUGAAGUUAAAAUUUAAGAAAGAAGAAAAAGUUAAUAGACAUUUGGUUGAGAAAGCACUGGCAUAUCAUCAAGAAUUUGAUACUGAAAUGUUAGAAAAAUCAUUAGCGACAUUUGAAAAUUCAGAAAAAGAAUACUUACAUAUACAAGAAAAACGAAAGCAACAAAGGACAAAAAGUAAGAAAAAUUCAAAAUCAAGCAGAAGACGAAGAAUUGUAGCAUCUAGUAUUGCAGAAAUGGAUGCAUCUGACAAUGAAGAAGAAAAGGAAGACGAUUUUGGUUUAGACCCAAUAAUAUGUAAAGAAAAUACACAUUUAAAUGAUGAAUGUCAACAAAUAUCAAAUAAAACAAAUAAAAAAAUGUAUAAAAGAACAAGAGAUGAAAGAAAACUGUUGAUCAAAGAAGAUGAUGUAGAAUCAUUAAGUUCAUGUAACGAUGUUGACAGUGACACAGAAAUUUAUCGUGUAAGACCAACAAGAUCUGGAAGAUUACCAAAAAUAAAAAGAUUACAGGGACCUGAUAUAAAUACUCUUGAUAAUGAAAGGUUAAAUUGUUCUUCCAACGAUGAAAUAACAAUUUCAUCAGAAGAUAAUGCAAAAGUUACAGAGAAUUUAAUUUUUGACAAUAUCAAUCUUAAUUCAGAAAUUCAUCAUAUAGAUCCUAUUAAAACAGUUAUACCAAGCAUUGGUAAUGUAGAACCAGGUUCUUUGGUUAUUUUAUCAAAGGAAUCUUUGGAGGAACCUGGUAAAAGUGUUUUACAAGUUUAUAUGGUUAGUUCGGACGUUAAUACUUAAAAUCUCAAAAAAGCUAAUGUAAAAUUUUAGAUAAGAAAAAUGCUAAAUUGAGAAGAAUAAGGGACAAAGAAAAUAUGUAAUUUAUAUUUGACUGCAAAAUGUAAACACAUUGUAAAUGAAGUCCAAGGACUAAUGGAACUUUAACAUCAUUCUUUUUCAAGAAAAUAACUGAGUUGUAACCUAUGGUUGCUUUGACAUUUUUUAUCUUUGUAACGAAUAGAAUAUGAUUCAAUAAAAAUGAACUUUUA
This is a messenger RNA of Apis florea (little honeybee), 2873 nucleotides long. RefSeq names its product transcription factor TFIIIB component B'' homolog Bdp1 (gene Bdp1). Lineage: Eukaryota; Metazoa; Arthropoda; Insecta; Hymenoptera; Apidae. The record is from RefSeq and is a predicted model, not a curated record. Gene Ontology annotation, biological process: RNA polymerase III preinitiation complex assembly. Gene Ontology annotation, cellular component: transcription factor TFIIIB complex. Gene Ontology annotation, molecular function: TFIIIC-class transcription factor complex binding.